This is a messenger RNA of Colletotrichum destructivum, 2369 nucleotides long. Its product is annotated as Putative SUN family protein. Gene Ontology annotation, cellular component: fungal-type cell wall; cell surface. The record is from RefSeq and is a predicted model, not a curated record. Gene Ontology annotation, biological process: fungal-type cell wall organization. The transcript has 3 exons. NCBI's taxonomy places the organism in Eukaryota, Fungi, Ascomycota, Sordariomycetes, Glomerellales, Glomerellaceae. The coding region runs from base 316 to 1647 and encodes 443 amino acids.
AGGGGGGUCCACGGAAUGGCCUCUUCACCCUGCCUUCCUCCACCUCGCCCUCUCCUUCUCCCUCUUUUCACCUCCUCCUAGCCAUCGAGCUCUUCACUCUCGUUCACCGUGUUGAUUCAUCCAACUAGAGAGUUCGCUCUCACUUACACUCUUUUGAAUCCGAAUCAACCUUCAUUCGUUAUCCUACAAUCACCUAUACGACUUCCGUUUCGAUUCCUAUCCCAACGACAAUUCUAAUCGAAAUACAUACCACGGGUUCUUGACUUCAACCAAUUCAUCGCGAGAGAAUACGGAACACAUAUAAGAAUAUACACGAUGAGGUCCAUUGUCAGUCUCGCCAUCGCUGCAUCCCUUGCCGCGGGUGUUGUUGCUCAACCCCACAACCACCGCCAUCGCCAUGUCAAAAGGGACGGCGCUUCGCCCAUUGACAAGCGAGACCCCGAUGUCGUUGUCGUGUACGAGGCCGGCCCGACAGUGACCGCCUAUGAGCUGGGAGGAAAGCCCGUCACCGAAGAGGAAGCCAAGAAGGGCAUUGAAGAUGGCCUGUUCGUUGUCAUCGGCGAGACCACGCCCACUUCGAGCCCUCUGCCGCCUGCUUCGACGUCCAAGGCCCCCAAGCCUUCCACCUCCAAGGACGCCCAAUUCUUCGAGAUCAAGGCUAACAAGCCCACCACCUCGUCGACCCCGACUCCCACCCCGACGCCGACACCUACGCCGACUCCCACCCCGACGCCCUCUUCGUCGUCCCAGGCCCCUCCUGCCUCAACCAAGUCCUCGAGCGGAGGCUCUAGCAGCUCUGGCGGCAAGGGUGUCGACUCGGAGUUCCCUAGCGGCAAGAUUCCUUGCUCCAGUUUCCCCUCGGACUAUGGCGCGGUUCCUGUCGACUACCUCGGCACCAGCGGCUGGACUGGCAUCCAGAGAACUCCCAACUACAGCCUUGGUGACGCGGUCAUCUCAUUUAUUGAGACCGCCAUCUCGGGCGACGGCGGAUGCACCAAGAACUCUUUCUGUUCGUACGCCUGCCCCGUUGGCUACCAGAAGACCCAGUGGCCCUCGGCCCAGGGCUCGACCAAGCAGUCGAUUGGUGGGCUGUACUGCAACAGCAACGGCUACCUGGAGCUCACCCGUGAGAAGAAGAAGACUCUUUGCGAGCAGGGCGCCGGUGGUGUCACUGUUCAGAACGACCUUGACCAGCAGGUCAGCGUUUGCCGUACCGACUACCCCGGUAACGAGGCCAUGGUCAUUGCUACUGUUCCUCAACCCGGCCAGUCAUUGCCCUUGACCAACCCUAUCUCCUCUGACUACUACGUCUGGAACGACAGCCCGACCACCGCCCAGUAUUACGUCAACAAGGCUGGCUACAGCGUGGAGGACUCAUGUGUGUGGAAGAGCUCCAAGGACCCUCUUGGCGCUGGCAACUGGGCCCCCGUCAACGUUGGUGUUGGCAAGAGCUCCGACGGUAACACUUACAUCUCCAUCUUCCCCAACACGCCAACUUCGACCGCCAAACUCGACUUCAACAUUGAGAUCAUUGGGGACGUUAACAGCAAGUGCGCGCUUGUUGAUGGCUCCUACACUGGAGGUGGUUCUGGCUGUACUACCGCCAUAUCCGGCAGCGGAAAGGCUGUCAUCCGAUUCUUCAAGUAGACAUCUCACGACCAGAUAACAUCUGGCGUGGGUUCUGGGCCUUUGUUUUUCGUGAAAUCCUCUGGAAAAUCAACGGAUUGGCACCAUGUCUGCCACUGACGGACUGACCGAUUUCCGCUCACGAUCUGCGAUGGCCGUUUUCUAAUUUGUGUGCAAUAUAUCCAUGCCGUGGAGACGCUUGGAGAGGAAGAGUUGGAGCGGUGGAAAGUCGGAGUCAACAACUGAGGGCGACAACGGCCUGAGGGCUCAACCGGAACUACCUUGGAUUCAAGACGGGUCGAAGCAGGCAUCUCCUCUCUAUCGGCAACACUGGGGCCCAUGUCACCUCGAGCCACGUUCUGCGACGACGGCCUUACGAUUAUGAGGCGUUUUCUUUCGCGGGGAGGCACCGACAUGUGCUGUGGAGGAACCGACCGACGAACUUGAUAGGAUGCUAGAGAUGAUGAAUACUCGACUCGGGUAGUUUGCAUAAGAAUGGACGGGAAAUUGGGAAAGGGCAGAGAUUGAACGGCAGGCCCUAGCCGGCACAUUGUCACCUUGACGCAUCGUUUCCUUUGUCUACCGCUGUUUGCCCCGCCAUGAUGCUUGUAUUGUUUUCGCGGGCGGCCUCGCCGUGGCUGAUUGAAGCCCGCGGGCGUUGGGGGCACCCUUAUAGCCGCUUCGUGUAUUGUCGACGCAACGUUAGUAUUUAAUUUAUUGCUCACGAUCAGCUUACCCGGUUA